AUGGUUUCCUCAAGCUUCAUCAUCCUCGGCCUUCGAGCCGCGCAGGUAGUCUUCGCCGUCGUCGUUAUGGGACUUACAGCCUAUGUCGCCCACUGGUACAACGUGGACACCUUAACCUCAUCUCCUUCCCAGAUCAACUGGCUGCUAGCCGUAUCGAUCUUCACGAUCAUAUCAGUCCUAUACCUCGAACUAACACCACGAUUCGUCCCCAAGUUGUCCCACCAACUCGUAGCCAUGGGCCUCGAGGCCAGCAACGCGCUCUUCUACUUCGCGGGCUUCAUCGCGCUCUCCGUCUUCAUGUCGCGCCUGCUCUUCUGCCGGGGCUCCGUGUGCGGCGCCGCGCAGGCCAGCAUCGCCUUCGGCGCCAUGGAGUUCCUGCUCUGGACCGCCUCCGCCAUCCUCGUGGGAAAGGAGGUGUCGAAGUCGGGUUUAGGGCUUUCGCUCCCGCUCCCGAAGCUGCGCCGCAAUGGCGCCGGCAGCAGCAAGGGCCCUUUAAGCGUGCCCCCGAUGAAGGAGGCCCCCCAGGCCGCCUAA
Annulohypoxylon truncatum is the source of this 534-nucleotide messenger RNA. Its product is annotated as membrane-associating domain-containing protein. The coding region runs from base 1 to 534 and encodes 177 amino acids. The record is from RefSeq and is a predicted model, not a curated record. NCBI's taxonomy places the organism in Eukaryota, Fungi, Ascomycota, Sordariomycetes, Xylariales, Hypoxylaceae. Gene Ontology annotation, cellular component: membrane. The transcript is spliced from 3 exons.